Messenger RNA from Enterospora canceri, 405 nucleotides. NCBI's taxonomy places the organism in Eukaryota, Fungi, Microsporidia, Enterocytozoonidae. The record is from the annotation of a GenBank genome assembly.
AUGACAGGCGCAUCUCACAAAAAGGAGAGAGGCAGAACAACAGGAAUGGAAUACGGUGACAACUCAAACGCAUCCCAUGAGACUGCUGGUGACUCAAUCAAGUACUUCUGUGAUAACAGGAACUUCAAGUACAGGGAAAAGGGAAGAGGAGAGGAUGAGUUGGACUUGAUUACGUGUGGGACGUACAUGAAGAAGAAGAAUACGAUCAAGAAGUGGACUGAGGAGGAGACUGAGCAGUUCUAUGACGCAUUGGUGACAUGUGGAUGUGACUUCAGUCUCAUGGAAAUGGUAUUCAAGGAUAGAAAUAGAAAGAAUAUCAAGGACAAGUACGUGAAAGAGAGUAGGACGAAUCCAAAGAGAAUAGAGGAAGCAUUGGGUAGACACACUAAUAAGAAUAGUAGGUAG